Oikopleura dioica is the source of this 336-nucleotide messenger RNA. NCBI's taxonomy places the organism in Eukaryota, Metazoa, Chordata, Appendicularia, Copelata, Oikopleuridae. The record is from the annotation of a GenBank genome assembly.
AUGUACGUUGCUUAUGAAGUGAAACUUGUGAAAACGAAAGUGAAAGGAAAACCAUGUCGUCUCGACUGGAAAUCGGAAAAGAAAGAUGUGAAGAAACUUCCCGAGUUUCUCGAAGAACUUGAUGAUCUGAAACGACUGAGGAGGUCACUUGCUCAAAGAAUCCAAGUCAUAUGCAGCCAAGCAUCAGAGAAGCGAAAGCGGACUAGACGCCGAAAUGGCAAGGAAGUCAACAAUGAUGGUACGGUCCUCUCUCGAUUGAAACGACGCUACAGGGCAACAGAAAAACUGAUUCAACAAAUGGAGAGUAUUAUCUAUCGCUGCCUUGCUCGUAAAUGA